Piliocolobus tephrosceles (Ugandan red Colobus) is the source of this 699-nucleotide messenger RNA. It is a transcript of the gene CNIH4, whose product is annotated as cornichon family member 4. Gene Ontology annotation, biological process: vesicle-mediated transport. The transcript is spliced from 5 exons. The record is from RefSeq and is a predicted model, not a curated record. Bases 109 to 528 code for a protein of 139 amino acids. NCBI's taxonomy places the organism in Eukaryota, Metazoa, Chordata, Mammalia, Primates, Cercopithecidae.
GGGUUCGCGGACCACACGCCUCAGCCAGCCGGGGCACGGGCCUAUCAGGGGCGAGUCUGGGCAUCCGAGCGGGUUUGACAGAAGGAGCGGCGGCGACGGAGGAGGAGGAUGGAGGCGGUGGUGUUCGUCUUUUCUCUCCUCGAUUGUUGCGCGCUCAUCUUCCUCUCGGUCUACUUCAUAAUUACAUUGUCUGAUUUAGAAUGUGAUUACAUUAAUGCUAGAUCAUGUUGCUCGAAAUUAAACAAGUGGGUAAUUCCAGAAUUGAUUGGCCAUACCAUUGUCACUGUAUUAAUGCUCAUUUCAUUGCACUGGUUCAUCUUCCUUCUCAACUUACCUGUUGCCACUUGGAAUAUAUAUCGAUACAUUAUGGUGCCGAGUGGUAAUAUGGGAGUGUUUGAUCCAACAGAAAUACACAAUCGAGGGCAGCUGAAGUCACACAUGAAGGAAGCCAUGAUCAAGCUUGGAUUCCACUUGCUCUGCUUCUUCAUGUAUCUUUAUAGUAUGAUCUUAGCUUUGAUAAAUGACUGAAGCUGGAGAAGCCGUGGUUGAAGUCAGCCUACACUACAGUGCACAGUUGAGGAGCCAGAGACUUCUUAAAUCAUCCUUAGAACCGUGACCAUAGCAGUAUAUAUUUUCCUCUUUGAACAAAAAACUAUUUUUGCUGUAUUUUUACCAUAUAAAGUAUUUAAAAAACAUGAA